AAAGCCAAUCUGGACACCCUGAAAUCCAUGAGGAAUCCAAGGGACCCGGCUCUGCUCCACCAGUGGGAGAAACUGCUGAGGGAGCUGAUGGAGGACUGCAAGUGCCCACUGCCCUGCAUGACUGAUCAGCCCAAAGCAACCGACCUGGACAAGAAGAGGUGGCAGCUCCGCAGCCUCCUUCUGCAGGAGCUGGCCCAGAAGGCCAAGGAAGCCCAGCCCAGGGACAUGGUGGCCACCGUGGAGGGCUGGCUGUACCGCCUCAAUGCCGUGCUCCCCGAGCCCCAGAUGAACCUCCCGGACGUGAUGAUCUGGCUGAUGUCCCGGGAUCAGCGAGUGGCCUAUGCCCAGGUGCCCGCCCACACCAUCCUGUUCUCCCCGACCGGGACCCGGCACUCCGGCAGGUUCUGUGGGAAGACACAGACCCUCUUCCUGCAGUACCCAGAGGGUGAAGGAAAGAAGGACGCGCUCCCGGCCCAGCUCCGGGUCUGCUUGUGGCUCGGCAACGUGACAGACAGCAAGGAUCUGCAGCUGCUCCGCCAGGGCGAAGUGGUCGUGUCCGCGGAGACGGUGAGCGGGUACGAGAACCAGGCCAAGUAUAAGGACCAGUGGGGACAGCAGUGGCUGCAGCACUGCCCCAGCUUCUCGGAUGUCAUGGGGCACAAGGCCCUCCCCAGGGAAGAUUUCAAGGAGCCCCAGGGAUGGCACUGGCAGGGGCCGUGGACAGCGGAGCCUCAGCGGAGGCUCCUCCUGGACACAGACAUCAACAAGAGCCAGGUGCUGGAGGAGGUGUACGAGAACGAGCACCGGGACGCCACAGGGGCCUGGGUGCCUGCCGCCAUCCCCAACACAGACGCGAACGGGGAACCCGUGGAGGCCCGGGAGAAUGUGAAGUGCCCCCAGGGCUGGCACGUGAAGAAGAAGUGGGCCGUGGAGCUGAGCCACGCGGUGGACGGUGAGGGCUGGGAGUACGGAGUGGGCAUCCCGCCCUCGGGGCUGCCCCAGGUCUGGAACUCGGUGGAGAAGACCUACUACUCCUGCCGCCGCCGGCGCUGGGCGCGUGUGCGCUACCGGGACCACGGGAGGCUGAGCCACGAGCAGGAGACCCUGUCCUUCCUGCAGCUGGUAAGGGGCCGCCUGGACACGGCGGGCUGGGAGUACGGCAUCUUCGGCUCCAAGUUCCACCUGAACCCUCAGCCCCAGAGCCGGUUCCGCCGCCGCCGCUGGCACCGCAGGCUGGCCCCCAACAAGGUCAAGGGCAUUGCACCCAUAUUCCUCCUGGAGGGAUCCUUGAGUCUAGAUAUGAAACAGCAAGCUAAGAGGGAAGGGGACACGGUAUCGUCGACACGGAGACUGGACGGAAUCAGGAGCUCCGGGAGGGCUCCCCCAGAGAUCACCCAGCCACCCAACCUGCCCUUCAUCUACUGCGUCUUCAACAAGCCCCACUACUACCAGCUCUUCUGCUACAUCUACCAGGCCCGGAACCUGAUGUCCAACCACAUCCAGACGUUCCAGGCACCCUUCGUUCGGUUGGUCUUCUUGAACCACAGCCAGUGUACCCAAACCCUGAAGAGCUCUGCGGCCCCUACGUGGGCCCAGACACUCAUCUUCCAGCACGUCCUUCUGUACGAGAACCCCCAGGACACCAAAGAGAGCCCGCCAUUUGUGGUGUUGGAACUGUGGCAGCGGGACCCCCAGGGCAACGAGAGCUUGUGGGGACGGAGCACGUGGUCACCGGUGGUCUGGCUGGAUGUCCAAAACCGGAUCCUGCCCCCCAUGAGGUGGCACCCCCUUGUAAAAGGGUUGGAGGAGGAAGAGGGCGAGAUCUUGGCGUCCUGUGAGCUGAUCCUCGAGACUGAGGUGCUGGGAGAGGGGCAGCUGCCGAUCUUAAGUGUUCCCUGGAAGAAUGGGAUCUACAUCCUCCCCAAGAGCAUCCAGCCCAAGCUAAGGAAAAUGGCUAUUGAGAUGCUGGUCUGGGGCCUUCGGAACAUGAAGCAGGUGCGCUCGCCCCGGCUCCUGGUGGAAUGCUGGGAAGAGUCCGUGCAGACAGAGCCCAUCAGGGACUUCCAGACCAAUCCCAACUUCACGCAGUCAGCCCUCUUCCUCACGCUGUACAUGCCUGCGGAUGAGGCCUUUGCGCUGCCCCUGGUGCUGAAGGUGGUAGACAACCAGGAUUUCGGCCAGGAGACCGUGGUGGGUCAGGCCAACGUCGACUCCCUAGAGCCCUACUACUGUGACCCCUGGGCUGAGGACUACACGCCCCCACGGCCUCCGAUGCUGUCUGUGAAGAAGUACCAGGAGCUCCUAGGUUACCUUUAUGAAAAGUUCUGGUUCAAGUCCAGCAAAGCUGAGGAUGAACACGACCAGGAAGUGGACUGGUGGAGCAAGCUGUUCUGGGCCACAGGAGACGCUCCCCAGGCCCUAAAGUACAAGUACAAAGAGUAUCACACCCUGAAGGUAUACGACUGCGAGCUGGAGGCCGUGCCAGCCUUCCAAGGCCUGCAAGACUUCUGCCAGACCUUCAAACUCUACCAAGAACGGCCCAAGCUGGACAGCCCUGUGGUAGGGGAGUUCAAGGGCCAAUUCCGUGUCUACCCCUUUCCUGAGAAUCCAGAAGCCCCCAAGCCCCCUCGCCAGUUCCUGCCUUGGCCUAAGAAAGAAGACUUCCCUCAGCAGUGCUUGGUGCGGGUGUACGUGGUGCAAGCAGUCAACCUGCAGCCCCAAGACACCAAUGGCCUGUGUGACCCUUAUGUGAUCCUGAAACUGGGAGAGACAAAGCUUGGCAACCGGGACAAGUACCAGCCCAACACUGUGGACCCCAUCUUUGGCGUGAUGUUUGAAAUGAGCUGCACCAUCCCCCUGGAGAAGGACCUAGAGAUCCAGCUGUAUGACUUUGACCUAUUUUCACCCGAUGAUAAGAUUGGGACCACCGUCAUCGACCUUGAAAACCGACUCCUGUCUGGCUUUGGAGCUCGCUGUGGGCUCUCCAAGUCCUACUGCCAGUCAGGGCCCUUUAGCUGGCGGGAUCAGAUGCCCCCAAGCCUGCUCUUGGAACACCAUGCCAAGCAGAAAGGACUGCCUCCGCCUGUGUUCAGCCCUGAGGAUGACUCCGUGUUUUACAAUGGGAAAAAAUUCAGACUGCAAAGCUUCGAGCUCAAGCCCCCUACUGCUCGCUUUUUGGGAUCUAAGAAAGAACGCCUUGCGCUGUACCUCCUGCACACCCAGGGACUGGUACCUGAGCACGUGGAGACCCGCACACUGUACAGCGACAGCCAGCCGGGCAUCGACCAGGGAAAGGUGCAAAUGUGGGUGGACAUCUUCCCCAAGAAGCUUGGGCCUCCUGGCCCCCCAUUCAACAUUAGGCCCAGAAAGCCUAGAAGGUAUGAGCUGCGCUGCAUUAUCUGGAAAACUGCCCACGUGGACCUGAAGGAAAACAGUUUAAGUACCGAGAAGAUGAGCGACAUCUAUGUCAAAGGGUGGUUAUUCGGGCUGGAGAAGGACGUGCAGAAGACAGAUGUCCACUACCACUCCCUGACGGGGGAGGGCAUCUUCAAUUGGCGGUUCAUCUUCACCUUGGACUACCUGGCAGCAGAGCAAGCGUGCGUCUUGAGUCAGAAGGACUACGUAUGGAGCCUGGACCCCACGGUGGUGAAGUUCCCAGCCCGGCUCAUCGUCCAGAUCUGGGACAAUAACAUCAUCUCUGCGGAUGCCUUCCUAGGGGUCCUGGAGCUGGAUUUGUCUGACAUGCCCCUCCCGGCCCGGCACGCCAAGCUAUGCUCCGUCAGGAUGAUGGAUGCUGACCCCAAGUGGCCUCACUUCCUCCAGUACAAGCACUGCUCCCUCUUUAAGAUGAAGACUGUAAGCGGCUGGUGGCCUUGCCAGGUCCUCGAUGGCGGCAAAUGGCGCUUGUCGGGUAAAGUGAAGAUGACCCUGGAGAUUCUGACAGAGAAGGAAGCCUUAAUCAAGGCAGCAGGAAGAGGCCAGUCAGAACCCAACCAAUACCCUACACUCCAUCCUCCCCUACGCACCCAUACCUUGUUCAUGUGGUUUCGGUCACCCAUUGCAAGGUUCAUCCAUGUUUUCUGGAAACGCUACCGCUUCAAAAUCAUAGCCAUCUCAAUCAUACUGCUUAUAGGGCUCCUGCUGUUCAACUUUAUCUAUUCAGCUCCGAACUAUUUGGCCAUGAGCUGGGUCAAGCCUGAACUUCGGCUGAAUGCUCCCAUUCAAAUAUACGCCAAAAUCAUCAAUUCACUAAACACCAGCAACGCCAACUCUUCCAACCUCACCACUCCCCAUCAGAACCUGGAAUCUACAACAGGCCAUCAGCUGAAACUCCUCCAGGGACACAUAAAUCACCUGUGAGCUAUUCUCCCAGAACUUCCAGCCCCACCAGACUAAUUCCCCCGUGUCUGCCAGGCUUUUCUCCUGCCCAUCCACAGCACUACCCUUGGGCUUCCUACCAGUUCCUUUUUUCCGGGGUCUAGGGAUAUCCUGACCAUUCUGUUCAGACCACUUCCAACAAGAAGGGCAGAGUUGUAAUUUUCCACUGAAAUAAACAACUUUUGUAACGGAGCCACCCUGUAAUUUGGCGGGGUUCACAACACCAUGAAAGGCUGAAAACGCCAGGCUCUCAGACAAGACUCACAAGGACGGGGAAUGAUGUCACCCUUACGCACCUCCUCGAGUCUCCAGGGACUCUUCCACUCUAAGCGGCCCUGACGUCACAGGAAAACAGAAGGCAAGGAAGGGCACCUGUGAGGAAAGGUGGCGCAUGCGGGGUAAGCAGC
Messenger RNA from Physeter macrocephalus (sperm whale), 4784 nucleotides. It is a transcript of the gene FER1L5, whose product is annotated as fer-1 like family member 5. Gene Ontology annotation, biological process: plasma membrane repair; monocyte activation involved in immune response; T-tubule organization. The record is from RefSeq and is a predicted model, not a curated record. Lineage: Eukaryota; Metazoa; Chordata; Mammalia; Artiodactyla; Physeteridae. Gene Ontology annotation, cellular component: T-tubule; cytoplasmic vesicle; membrane. The annotation marks the transcript as partial. The transcript has 33 exons.